AUGAUGUCGGAAAUCAUCAAACGCAUGGCCGUGCGAAAUCUCCGCAGCCUCACCGCUGCGCUGAGCCAGCCCGCUUCCUGUUUGGGCAGAAGAUCAUUGGCCACCAGCGUCCCUCCAACAUCGACGCCUACGCCCCCCUCCGGAUCCACAAUCUCGCUCAAGUCCGCCACCAGAGACGAGUCCAAGUACGGCACAAGACCGAUCUACUUGGAUGUCCAGGCCACCACACAAACGGACCCCAGAGUGUUGGACAAGAUGUUGCAGUUCUACACGGGGCUCUACGGUAACCCGCACUCGUCCACGCACUCGUACGGGUGGGAAACCGAGAAGGAGGUGGAGGCUGCACGGAAACACGUUGCGGACGUGAUUGGUGCGGAUCCCAAGGAGAUCAUCUUCACCUCUGGUGCGACCGAGUCCAACAACAUGGCCAUCAAGGGUGUGCCGCGCUUCUACAAAAACACCAAGAAACACAUCAUCACCACCCAGACAGAACACAAGUGUGUUUUGGACUCGGCCAGACACUUGCAGGACGAGGGCUUCGAGGUGACGUACUUGCCUGUGUCCACCGAGGGCUUGAUCGACUUGGACGAGUUGAGAAAGGCCAUCCGCAAGGAUACCGCGUUGGUUUCCGUCAUGGCGGUCAACAACGAGAUCGGUGUCAUCCAACCUUUGAAGGAAAUCGGCCAGAUUUGUAGAGAGAACAAGGUGUUCUUCCAUACCGAUGCCGCCCAGGCCUACGGUAAGAUCCCCAUCGACGUCAACGAAAUGAACAUUGACUUGAUGUCCAUCAGUUCGCACAAAAUUUACGGUCCCAAGGGCAUCGGUGCGUGCUAUGUCAGAAGAAGACCUAGAGUUAGAUUGGACCCUAUCAUCACCGGUGGUGGCCAGGAGAGAGGCUUGAGAUCUGGUACCUUGGCUCCUCCCUUGGUGGCCGGUUUCGGUGAAGCUGCUAGACUUAUGACCCAAGAGCUGGCCUACGACAAGGCUUACAUCGAGAAGCUCUCCAACAAGUUGAAGAAUGGUUUGUUGCUGAUUCCCGAGACCCAGUUCAAUGGUGUUGCCUCCGACCAGUCCAAGCAAUACCCCGGAUGUGUUAACAUUUCGUUCGCAUACAUUGAGGGAGAAUCUCUCCUCAUGGCUUUGAAGGAUAUCGCUCUUUCCUCUGGUUCCGCCUGCACUUCUGCUUCAUUGGAGCCAUCGUACGUUUUGCACGCCCUUGGCGCAGACGAUGCAUUGGCCCAUUCUUCUAUUCGUUUCGGUAUUGGACGUUUCACCACAGAGGCUGAGGUGGACUAUGUCAUCAAGGCAAUCAAUGAACGUGUUGAGUUCUUGAGACAAAUGUCUCCAUUGUGGGAGAUGGUGCAAGAUGGCAUUGACUUGAACACCAUUGAAUGGAGCGGUCAUUAA
Australozyma saopauloensis is the source of this 1407-nucleotide messenger RNA. It is a transcript of the gene SPL1, whose product is annotated as Spl1p. Gene Ontology annotation, cellular component: cytosol; mitochondrion; nucleus. The transcript has a single exon. NCBI's taxonomy places the organism in Eukaryota, Fungi, Ascomycota, Pichiomycetes, Serinales, Metschnikowiaceae. Gene Ontology annotation, biological process: [2Fe-2S] cluster assembly. The record is from RefSeq and is a predicted model, not a curated record. Bases 1 to 1407 code for a protein of 468 amino acids. Gene Ontology annotation, molecular function: cysteine desulfurase activity; pyridoxal phosphate binding.